Molecule: messenger RNA, 1765 nt
Organism: Prosopis cineraria
Lineage: Eukaryota; Viridiplantae; Streptophyta; Magnoliopsida; Fabales; Fabaceae
Product: tubulin beta-1 chain
Exons: 3
Coding region: 127-1473 (448 amino acids)
Biological process (GO): mitotic cell cycle; microtubule cytoskeleton organization
Cellular component (GO): microtubule; cytoplasm
Molecular function (GO): GTP binding; GTPase activity; structural constituent of cytoskeleton
Source: RefSeq, a predicted model, not a curated record
UUUCAUUUUAUCAGACUUUGCUCGUCGUCUCUUUAGUCUUUACUGUCUCUGGAUUCUCUUUAGUCUCUCUCCAGUCUCCCCUCCGCUCAAUCUCUGAAACCAGUUCUUCCAAGCUUGGCAGCGAAGAUGCGUGAGAUUCUUCACAUCCAGGGAGGCCAAUGCGGUAACCAGAUCGGAGCCAAGUUCUGGGAGGUGGUUUGCGCCGAGCACGGCAUCGAUUCAACCGGUAGAUACCAUGGUGACAAUGAUUUGCAACUCGAACGCGUCAACGUGUACUACAACGAGGCGAGUUGUGGUCGGUUCGUUCCUAGGGCGGUGCUUAUGGAUCUGGAGCCAGGAACCAUGGAUAGCGUCAGAUCUGGUCCGUACGGGCAGAUUUUCCGACCGGAUAACUUUGUUUUCGGUCAGUCAGGGGCAGGGAACAACUGGGCCAAGGGACACUACACUGAGGGAGCAGAGUUGAUCGAUUCGGUGCUCGAUGUUGUAAGAAAGGAGGCAGAGAACUGUGACUGCCUUCAAGGCUUCCAGGUUUGCCACUCUCUGGGUGGUGGAACGGGUUCAGGGAUGGGAACACUCCUGAUUUCCAAGAUCAGGGAAGAAUAUCCCGAUCGUAUGAUGCUCACUUUCUCCGUGUUUCCAUCUCCAAAGGUGUCUGACACUGUUGUGGAACCCUACAAUGCGACCCUUUCUGUUCACCAGCUGGUAGAAAAUGCUGAUGAAUGCAUGGUUUUGGACAAUGAAGCUCUUUACGACAUUUGCUUCCGUACUCUCAAGCUCACCACUCCAAGCUUUGGAGAUUUGAACCAUCUAAUUUCUGCCACCAUGAGUGGUGUCACAUGUUGUCUUCGGUUCCCUGGUCAACUGAAUUCAGAUCUCCGCAAGCUUGCCGUCAAUCUCAUCCCCUUCCCUCGGUUGCACUUCUUCAUGGUUGGCUUUGCUCCGCUCACAUCUCGUGGGUCACAACAGUAUAGGGCUCUCACCGUACCCGAAUUGACUCAACAAAUGUGGGAUGCCAAGAACAUGAUGUGUGCUGCUGAUCCUCGUCAUGGACGAUAUUUGACUGCAUCUGCUAUGUUCCGAGGUAAAAUGAGCACCAAAGAGGUUGAUGAGCAGAUGAUUAACGUUCAGAACAAGAAUUCGUCUUAUUUCGUUGAGUGGAUCCCCAAUAAUGUCAAAUCGACAGUGUGUGAUAUUCCUCCAACUGGUUUGAAAAUGGCAUCGACAUUUAUUGGCAACUCUACUUCUAUACAAGAAAUGUUCCGGAGGGUGAGCGAGCAGUUCACAGCCAUGUUCCGCAGAAAGGCUUUCUUGCACUGGUACACAGGAGAGGGUAUGGAUGAGAUGGAGUUUACUGAGGCUGAGAGCAACAUGAACGAUCUCGUAUCCGAAUACCAGCAGUACCAAGAUGCUACUGCCGAUGAGGAGGGGUAUGACUAUGAAGAUGAGGAGGAGGAGGAAGCUCAGGAGAUCUAGGCUUGUGCUUUCGACGUUUUUGCUUCUUAUUAAGAAACAUGUGUUGAUGUUAUGCUUUUCUCCCUCUACCUGAAUAUCUUUUUCGGGGGGCUUGGAUUGCUUUCGGCCUUUGUUCGUCAUAGCUGUAGGUUUUAUUUCGAACCAUAUUUACAUGACUAAAUUUGUUGGCUUGUGGAUUUGUGCUAGAUUGGUAUUUUAGGUUAUAUUCGUGCUAUAUGGGAAUACCCUGCUCUUAUGUUUUUGUAACCUCCCUGGCGUUUUCGGAAUAGAUUUACUUGAAGCAUUCUUGUUC